Messenger RNA from Phytophthora nicotianae INRA-310, 2469 nucleotides. RefSeq lists its product as hypothetical. The transcript is spliced from 5 exons. Gene Ontology annotation, molecular function: microtubule motor activity; microtubule binding; ATP binding. Gene Ontology annotation, biological process: microtubule-based movement. The record is from RefSeq and is a predicted model, not a curated record. Bases 1 to 2469 code for a protein of 822 amino acids. NCBI's taxonomy places the organism in Eukaryota, Oomycota, Peronosporomycetes, Peronosporales, Peronosporaceae.
AUGGGAGAAUCGAUUGAAGCUGCAGAACGCGUCCGAGUGGUGGUCCGAGUCCGACCUCCGAACGAUCGCGAGCUUCAACAGAACUCAUGUCACCAUACUCUCACUGUAGACGAUGAAGGAGGACAAAUCUUUGUAUGUAAAAGGAAAUCGGAGCAGGAGGUAGAACGUGAACUUCGGUACUCUUACGAUCGAGUAUUCAACGAGAUGACAAACCAAUCCGAUGUUUUCGAUUACCUCCGCGACGGCGUGCAACAAGUAGCCCAAGGCUUUAACUGUACAAUUUUUGCUUAUGGCCAGACAGGAACAGGUAAAACGCAUACGAUGUUAGGGCAGGAUUUAGAGCACCAUCUCGCUACGACCAGCUUAAGCCCGGAAGCCCCCGAAUCGUCUCCAACUUGGGGAGUGAUCCCUCGCGCGAUCGAGAGUUUGUUUGAAGAGCUCCAGUCAAUCAGUCGCCACGGCUCGGCUGGUGUCGUCCACUGCUCUUAUAUGCAGAUUUACAACAACGACGUCUAUGACUUGCUACAGGAAAACAAAAAACGUAUGAAAGAUCCACUUGCUGUCCGAGAAAUGAUCAAGGGCAAUGCCAAGCAGAUCUACGUUAGCGGACUCUCCGAGUUUCGCGUCACGAAUCUCCAAGAAACUUUGCAACUAUUGAAAACAGGCAAUCGAAAUCGAGCGAUUCGCGCAACAACGUACAAUGAAAAAAGCAGUCGCAGCCACGCAUUAUUGCAGCUCGCAAUUGAAGUCGAGUCGCGAGGAUUAGAGAGCGCAACGACUAUUAUUCGGCGAGCAAAACUCAAUCUCGUCGACUUGGCCGGGUCCGAGAAAUGGGACUCAGCUGUUGUUACAGGUAGCGAUCGCAGCAAAGAGUUGACAAGCAUUAACCAGAGUUUAUCAGCUUUGGGGAAUGUCAUUUCGGCUCUCGUUAACCCAAAGCGGACACAUAUCCCUUAUCGUGACUCCAAACUGACACGUCUACUUCAAGAUAGUCUCGGAGGCAAUACUCGAACGGUAGUCAUUGCAACCAUCUCUCCGUCCGAGUCCGCAGUUGACGAGACCAUUUCUACGCUUCAAUUUGCAGACCGAGCUAAGUCCGUGACAAUUCGAGUGAAAGUGAAUGAAUUAGUGGACGAUGCGAUUCUGUUAGCACAGGCACAACGAGAGAUUUCCCGGCUGAAAUUAUUGUUGAAGCAAAGCGGUUCUCACCAGCAACUAUCCGCACUUGAAGAACAGGUAGCACGAUUGACAAAGGAAAAGACAGCUCUUGUUGCUGAGAAUCAAAAGCUUCGACACACCGUUGCGAGCCUUCAUAAUACAGCGAUCGUAGCAGCACAUUCAGCUCCUCCAGCUAACCGAAAUAGUGUCCAAGGUAUCGACGACCGACCAUCAUCUGCACUGCAAUUGAGCCAAUUGCGACUUGAUCUGAAGGCUCUUGGAACAAAACCAGUCGUGAUUACAGCGUUUACUGACGGGAACACGGAAAAUGAAAGACUCGAACAAGCUGCGAAGGCUCAGGAGCUUAUUCUGCAAGAAAUUCAAACCGAACGGCGCGAGCUGGAGCGACAGCUUGAACUUCUGUCACAUUCAGGGGACAACCAAAGGGCUGAUUCAUCCGGAAGUGGUGAAAACUUGGAUGGCACGGAAGAUCCCUGUCCGAUCUGCGGGAAUGACAUCGACGAUCACAACGAUGCAGAACUAGAUCGCUGUAUUGAGUUGGAGAUGAAUUUGAUCAAGCAACAGCAUGCGGUCACAGCCAAGCCCGAGUUACUGCACAGCACGGGGGGCAAGGUGCGGCAACAACGACCUAACAGCCAGAGUAAGAGAACGACCCCGGGCCAAGUUAGUGGACCUCGAAUUAGAGCAGCUCCUCGUUCUGCUACGGCGGAUCCGAGACUUCGUCGAGUCUCCACCUCUGUCCACGGCAAAUCAAGUCCGUACAUUUCGAACGCAGUUCGAAAACCUUCGACUCCACCACAAGCGAAAAAUGGUGAUGACAGGACCAACGGUGUAUCUGAAAGACAGUCAAAAGAAGCGUUUAUUCGCUCUAACACGGACGUCAACAACCAAAGAGAUAGUCAGUCUUCACCACCGCCACAGAUACCAAUUCCCAUUCUGCGCCAAGGACACAAGGGAUUGAGAGCCUUGAAGAAGUUCCGGGCGACAUCUCCAUACAAUCACGCUAUACCUCGUAAGGAAAAACGAACGACGCUGCCAGUUGCGUCAGUGUCGACUUCAAGCAACAGUAACGGAGACUGUAGCCACUCUAUCGUCAAUUCGGUGCGCGACAUUGGGCUGGAGCUGAGCGUGUAUAAAUUCCGAUAUGAUUGCUGGUACAAUUGCACUAUUGUGGGCUUUGAUCGGAAACGACGAAUGCACUGCUGUCAAUAUGACUGCGGUGACAAACAAUGGCAGGAUCUCUCGGGGCACAAGGUCAAGGUUAUUGGUAGAUCCGACAAUUCCAGAUAG